AGGACUCCAGCAUAAGGCCUGGUGCUCAUUAGAGGGGACAGAGUAAGUGACUGAGGUGAAAGGACAGGACUGUUCGACGCCUACAUACACGCGUCCUCGUUGCUGCAUAGCGCAUACUAAAGCUUGAGUGCUAUACUAUACUAUGCUUUCUAUGCUGGAGGCCUAUGCACCUCCUUCAUCCCCUCCCGUUUCCCCGACUUUAUCCGCUGACUCUUCUCCUCCUUCAUCUCCCAACCAUGAGCCAAUGCAUUCUAACGCGUUUUCCUCUGACGGACUGCACGACUUUCCUAUGCUGGAUCCGUUCGCAGGAUCAGUCAAGGCCAACCGGCCUCAUCCGUCCUAUGAGAAGAAAACACCCGCCACCCCUCCGCUUACACCGCAGACCAGUUUGCACAGUGCAGGCCCCUCGAGAACGAGACGUGACGAAAGUCCCAUAAGCCGUCUACGCCAGAGCCAUGCGGGAGGGGGAGGAGUGUUCAAGACGCAGCCGCUGCUGACGCCAGAGGAGAGCAGGGAGCUCGCGCUCUGGGAGGACGCGAUGAGCAGCGCUAUCGCGAUCGACAGGAUGGCGGCGCUCGAGGAGGAACCGAAGAAGAAAGGGCGCAUGCCCGCUCGGGAGCCGAAACACACCAUCAUCGACCUGAGCAACCAAGGUCUGACGUUCAUCCCGCCGUCCAUCUCUGACCUCGCGAAGCUCGUCAAGCUUCCCGAGAAGGAAGAGCACGCGGCGCCUGUGCCCGUCGCGCUGAAGCAGCAGCGCGCCCUGAUGCGCUCGGCGACAGCCCCUGCUGGAGGAUCUCUCUUCGGGACGACGAGGGCACCAGCGAAGGUCACCUCGGCGAGCGCGAAGCUGUUCUCCGACGAUGCCAGGCCGGAGCAGGAGAUCCAUUUCUUCCUCCGCGGAAACGUGAUCAAGUACCUCCCGAACGAGGUGUUCACCCUCAGUCAUCUAACCGUUCUCUCCCUGAGCAACAACGCCCUCGAGGUCCUCCCGCCCGAAAUCGUCCACCUCACCCACCUAAAAGAGCUCAACAUCGCGAACAACAAGCUAAAGUACCUCCCUGCCGAGCUGCUCACCAUGCACCUCAGCAUCCUCAGCGUGCACCCUAACCCGUGGCUCGCGCCCCCCUCCCCGCCCUCCGUCUCCCCAACAACCUCCCUCAUCGGGCGCUUCCCCCCACUCGCCGAGCUCGCGCUCCGCGCGCUCUUCGCCCCCGCGCACGAGCACGGCCUCUGCUCCGCGCUCGACGCGGACGGUCGCCAGCCGCUGCUCACGACGCUCUACGGCACGCCCCUCCCGCCCGCGUUCGCGUCGCUCCUCCCGCCGCCCAUCAGUGCGACACUCGGCGCGUGCGUGCCCGGCUCCGUCCCGCAGCCCGUCAUCCGCCCGCCCCGCCCGGCGAAGCUGGUCAGGCUCCCGCGCCCGACGCGCGAUCUGGGGGAUGUGUGCCGGUACUGGGAGGGCGUGACGGGCGUGGGUGUGUGUCCGAGCCCGCGACACCUCCGCCCGAAGGAUGGGAGGUAUAGGAAGCCAGUGUUUGUGCACCCCGCGGAGGAGAGGUAUACGUGGCAGAGCCAUGGCGGGGGGCAUGCGUUUGGCGGCGUGGUGUGUUUCCUGUGGAGGGGGUGUUUGGAAGGGUGUUUGGAUUUCCUCGAUGGUGGGGAGGUGGGCGCGGAGGAUAAGGAGAUGGAGAUGGAGAUGGAGAUAGAGAUGGCGGAGGCGGGCGGGUUCAGGGCUGUGAGGUUCGAGGCACUCGAGAUGCGUGAGGGGGCUAAUGAAUAAGUACAUGUUGUAUUCUAGCAAGCGAUGGAGCGUUAGGCUUCCAAUACCAUCAGUUAUACUGUCCUGCGCGAAGGCAGGCGGGAC
This is a messenger RNA of Gloeophyllum trabeum ATCC 11539, 1867 nucleotides long. RefSeq lists its product as uncharacterized. The record is from RefSeq and is a predicted model, not a curated record. Bases 143 to 1783 code for a protein of 546 amino acids. The transcript has 4 exons. NCBI's taxonomy places the organism in Eukaryota, Fungi, Basidiomycota, Agaricomycetes, Gloeophyllales, Gloeophyllaceae. Gene Ontology annotation, molecular function: protein binding.